CUUUUUCAAAGCUUCAAAACAAUCCCAAAGACUCACACUGUAAAGCAAAAGUUUGAGACCCAAAAAAAAAAAAAAUCCUCCAACCACCACAAACCUUCAGAAGCUCUCUCUCUCUCUCUCUCUCUGAGCUAAUACGGCGCUCCGGUGAGAGAUGAAUGCGGUGGGGAGACAGAUGUCGCGAUCCAAUUCGGCGAUGCAGCACCAGCGGCAGUACUCGGAGACCUUCUUCUCCGACGCGUCGUCGAAAUGGCUCCAAUCCUCCGGCCUAUCACAGGAUUUUGAGCUGUACGGGUCGAGAUUGAACCGGAAUAAUCAGAGGAGCGGGAAUGAGCGGUCGCCAGAGGCAUCGGCGACUCCGAUUGUGUCGCGGUCGUCGAGCAUGAGAAGGCUCGGCGAUGAUCGAGUUGAGUUUAGCCCUGGAUUGCUUGAUCUGCAUUCCUUUGAUACCGAGCUCUUACCUGAGAUGCAUGUUCGUGGUAAAAGUUUCGAUGACUCUGAUCCAUUUGUGUCGACCAACAAACUUACAAGCAGAUCACGAGGUCUGCCUGAGAAUAAUCUUCUCAAGAGUGUGUCGAUAGAUAAAGAAAGGGCCAACAGUGUUGCCAAGAUCAAAGUUGUGGUGCGCAAGAGGCCACUAAAUAAAAAGGAAAUUGCGAAGAAAGAGGAAGACAUCAUUACAAUAGAACCAAAUUCUAAUGCUCUCACGGUUCAUGAAACAAAACUUAAGGUUGACUUAACAGCAUAUGAGGAGAAGCAUGAAUUUGUUUUUGAUGCCGUUCUGGAUGAAGAUGUUUCAAAUGAUGAAGUAUACUUUGAAAGUGUGGAACCCAUAGUUCCGCUGAUUUUCCAACGAACAAAAGCAACUUGCUUUGCAUAUGGGCAAACAGGUAGUGGAAAGACUUAUACCAUGCAACCGCUGCCCAUUAAAGCAGCCCAAGAUAUCUUAAGACUAAUGCUGAAUUCCUAUCGAAACCAAGGCUUUCAGUUAUUCGUGAGUUUCUUCGAGAUAUAUGGAGGAAAACUUUUUGAUCUCCUAAAUGAUCGGAAGAAACUUUUCAUGAGGGAGGAUGGUAAACAGCAAGUGUGUAUCGUUGGGUUGCAAGAGUACAGGGUGUCAAAUGUUGAGACAGUCAAGGAGUUGAUUGAGAAGGGAAAUUCCACAAGAAGUACUGGUACAACUGGUGCAAAUGAAGAAUCUUCCCGAUCACAUGCGAUACUUCAGCUUUGUAUCAAGAGAUCAGCGGAUGGAAAUGAAUCAAAGCCUGCCAGACUUGUAGGAAAGCUGUCUUUCAUAGACCUUGCUGGAAGUGAACGCGGUGCAGAUACAACAGAUAAUGAUAAACAAACAAGAAUGGAAGGUGCUGAAAUUAAUAAAAGCUUACUUGCUCUAAAAGAAUGCAUUAGAGCUCUGGACAACGACCAAGGUCACAUUCCUUUCAGAGGGAGUAAACUCACCGAAGUUCUUAGAGAUUCAUUUGUAGGCGACUCACGCACAGUUAUGAUAUCAUGCAUUUCACCAAGCACAGGAUCAUGUGAACACACUCUUAACACACUAAGAUAUGCUGACAGGGUGAAGAGUUUGUCGAAAGGGAGCAGCUCCAGAAAGCAACAACUAUCUUCAUCUUCAAACCUUAGAGAGUCAACAGCAUUGCCUUUGUCUUCAUCUUUAUCAACUGAUACAACCUCUGAGGAUAACACGCUAUCUGUUCCUCAAGAAAAGAGCAGCUUUGGUUGGUCCAAACAGAUUGACCGAGAACCCUCCCCCCAGUACGUUGUGAAUCGCGUACCCAGUGGGAGGGCAGAAGGACGUUUGCCUGCAUCUGUAUAUUCAGAUUCUUACAAGGAUCAGAUAGGUGGUCAAAGUACCAGAGGCGAAGAUGACUUUGACUACUCUGAUCAGAUUUAUGAGAAAGAGAGACCAUCGUGGCCAAAUAGUAAGAAGGUACAAAGCUACCAGACAUCAGCUGUGGAGGAAAAGAGAAAGACUGGCAGUCAGGUGAAAUGGAGGGAUCAGCCUGAUUCUGAGGCUAUCAACUCUAAUUCCGAUGAUGAUCUAAUUGCUGUAUUGCAGGAAGAGGAUGACCUUGUGACCGCUCACCGAAGACAAGUAGAGCAGACAAUAGAUAUUGUUAGGGAGGAGAUGAAUUUGCUGGUUGAAGCAGAUCAACCAGGCAAUCGACUUGAUGAUUAUAUCUUCAAAUUGGAUGCAAUACUCUCUCAGAAGGCCGAAGGAAUUCAACAACUGCAGACACAGCUGGCUCAAUUCCAGAAGCAUCUAAAUGAGCACAAUGUCUUGGUAUCAUCUUCAAGUAAUUGAUAUAAUCUGGGAGAAAGAGAAGUCAAAAUUGGCAUGAAGAUUUCCUGAAGUAGUUGAUAUGAUGUUUCAUCGUUUUCCUUGCUUGAGUGUGCUUAUACAGAAAACUCCUCGUUCGAGUCACUAAACUGCUAUAAAGUAUGUAAACCCCUAUCUCAAAACGCCCGUUUGGGGUAGACGGCUAAAUCUUGUUUCUUUAUCUGUUAAACAUUUUUCUCAAGUCUUCUGAAUUGUAAUCUAUGAGCUAUGAGAACAAUACGCUCGUGUGUGCUUAUGUCCAUAUUUUGUAAAGGUCUGUGUAGCUGUGUAAUUUUAUCCAGUAUUGAUAUCCCUUGUAUCGGUUCCCUUAUUUAUAUAUUCUACUAUCAAAACUCUA
Rosa chinensis is the source of this 2690-nucleotide messenger RNA. Its product is annotated as kinesin-like protein KIN-13B. The transcript has 13 exons. Gene Ontology annotation, molecular function: ATP binding; microtubule motor activity; microtubule binding. Lineage: Eukaryota; Viridiplantae; Streptophyta; Magnoliopsida; Rosales; Rosaceae. The record is from RefSeq and is a predicted model, not a curated record. Gene Ontology annotation, biological process: microtubule-based movement. Bases 152 to 2317 code for a protein of 721 amino acids.